Molecule: messenger RNA, 1194 nt
Organism: Colletotrichum orchidophilum
Lineage: Eukaryota; Fungi; Ascomycota; Sordariomycetes; Glomerellales; Glomerellaceae
Exons: 6
Coding region: 1-1194 (397 amino acids)
Biological process (GO): transport
Molecular function (GO): transporter activity
Source: RefSeq, a predicted model, not a curated record
AUGCUUAUACUCGAAACUCUCAUCCAGGCCAGGGGCCUUCUUCGGGACCGGGACAGCAGCUCCAACAGCACCAAAGAUGCCUGCCCAAACAUCUCCCUCGCCGAAAAUGCAUCUCAACCCCUCUUCGGCAACAUGUCCUUUUACACAUUCAACAUGAUUCUCUCCGGGAGCUUCGCCGCCGCUUCCUGUCUCAUCAUCGUCUCCCUCAUGAUCCUCCACGCGACGCACCUCAGCAAGAGCAACGAACAAAUCAAAAUCCUUCGAAUCUCUCUCAUCAUCCCCUUCUGGUCCAUCAUCUCCUUCCUCUCCAUCUGCUUCCCCACAGCCGAGGUCUACCUCCACCCUUGGCUCGAGUUCGUCCAGUCCAUCUGCCUGGCCACGUUCUUCCUGCUGCUGUGCGAGUUCGUCUCGCCCAGCGCGCAGCACAGGGACGUCUUCUUCGCCGGCAUGACUGUGAAGAAUAAAAAGGCUGCCGGCGGGGAGCAGAACGGCCUCGAGUGGUACCGGAAAAUGUGGUUUGCCGUCUUCCAAUAUCCCGUCGUGGCCCUGCUCGUCGCCAUCUUGACCGCCAUCACCCAAGCUGCGGGCGUCUACUGCGAGUUUGAGAGCAAGGUGCACUUUGCUCGACUAUGGCUGCAACUCAUCAGCAACGCCUCACUCACGCUCGCCCUCAUGACGGUCAUUCGUUUCUUCAUGCAGCUCAAGUCCAAGCUAUCCCACCACCAGCCCAUCGCCAAAUUCCUAGCUUUCAAGCUCGUCGUGACCCUGACUUUCCUCGAGACCAUCAUCUUUUGGAUCCUCAAAGACACCGGCGCCCUCAACCCGACCCCGAAACUCACCAACGCCGACCUCCGCAUCGGCAUCCCCUCCAUGCUCAUCUGCAUCGAGAUGCUGCCCCUCGCCGCCUUCUUCCACUACGCCUACUCGCACCGGCCCUACGUCAUCGGCAGCGGCAACGUCCGGCGACCGCUCGCCGGCGACCUCGAAGCGUACGAGCCCCAGACGUACUCUGGUGGGCCCGGCGGCGUCUGGGCGCUGGUCGAGAUGUGGAACCCCAUGGAGACUGUCGAGGCCAUCGUCUUUGGCCUCAAGAUGAAGGCGGAGGAGAGGAAGCAGCAGCAGCGCGGGAGGGCCGGGUGGCAGGCGACCAAGUAUCAGUCGGUGGAUGAGCCGUAUGAGAUGGGUAGGAGGUGA